UGUUUCCUGGUGCGGCCCCGUGGGUCCGGACUGCUCAGCGGCCCUGGGAGCAGCCGGGCCGGGAGGGGGAAUAACCCCGCAAAAGCCCCGCCGGAACCCCACCGCCACCCCGGCACCGUAAGCCCAGCACAGCGCUGGCGGCAGAACCUGCAUGAGAAGCGAGUGCUGCAGAGCGGCUCUGCUGUGUUCCGGGAGGUUUUUAACGUUUUCCGUAGAACUUGCGUGAACACCUUAUUGCGUGCUUAUAGGAGCCGUUUGGAAGUUGCAUAACGUAGCCGAUUUGAAGAUACAAUUUGUGAGAUUUACGGUCACAUGAAUGCUGUGACUACAGAGGUGUUCGGGGCCUUUGCUCCUUGCAGUGGACUUUUUUGAUUGAAAAUUCAAGCAGUAUGCUUUUGACAGCAAUAGUGAAGAACUGGAAGACUGGUUAAUUACUGUACUAAAAUGGAGUAUUUACCAGUAGAGUAACUAAGGUGCUGACAAGUUUUGACAUCUUCAUCCUCAUAAACAUGAGUGAAGUUCAGGCUAUGGUAGAAUUCUCCGUGGAGCUCCACAAAUUCUUCAAUGUGGAUUUGUUUCAAAGAGGCUUUUACCAGAUUCGUGCAUCUAUGAAAAUCCCUCCAAGAAUUCCACACAAAUUAGAAGCUAGUUUGUUACAUGCAACUGGUGCAGAUCUUGCCUUUCCUGCUUCAAUCCAUGACAAUAUAGUUUACAGUAAAACAUUUCAGAUUCUCUACAAAAAUGAGGAAGUUUCUGUGAAUGAUGUGAUGAUUUUCAAUAAAAUGCUGUUAGAUGAGAGGAAGAUUGAGGAGUCUCUUAAUGAAAUGAAUUUUCUGCUUACGUUAGACCUACACUUCACGGAUACAGACUAUUCACCAGAUGACCUGAGCACACUACAGCCAAUUAGUAGCCGAACUUUAAAGUUGCACUUUAACUUACACCGGGGCCUUCAUCAUUACGUCAAUGUUAUGUUUGAUUACUUUCACCUUUCUGUCAUAUCGGUUAUAGUCCAUGCUUCUCUGGUUGCUCUGCAUCAGCCCUUGAUAAGUUUUCCUCGCCCAGUGAAGAAUACGUGGUUAAACAGGAAUGCACCAGCACAAAACAGGGACUCCGUGAUUCCUUCUCUGGAAAGCGUGGUCUUUGGCAAUAACUACACAAAGCAGUUAUCAGCUGAUGGUUGCAGUUUUGUUGUUUCAGAGUCUUUCCUCAGCCAUGCCUAUAAUUUCCACUAUACACUUUGUGCCAGUUUGCUGCUUGCUUUCAAAGGCUUACAUAGCUAUUUCCUUAUGAUAACAAAGGAGCUCCCCUCUUCUCACCGAAUUGAACUGGCCAAGGCCAGCAUGCAGGUCCUUUAUGAACGCCUUCUCAGAAGAAAGUUUCCACGAACCCAGAGAGACGCCUACCUAGAAAACAUCGAUGUAGAAGUUCGUCUUUCAGAACUGUGUGAAGAAGUAAAGAAAAUGGAAAAUCCUGAUGAACUGGCAGAACUUAUCAAUAUGAAUCUUGCUCAGCUUUGCUCACUUCUGAUGGCUCUCUGGGGGCAAUUCCUGGAGGUCAUUACCUUACAAGAGGAGGUCACAGCAUUGCUAGCACAAGAACAUCACACAUUAAGGGUGCGUAGAUUUGCAGAAGCAUUCUUCUGUCUUGAGCAUCCUAGGCAGGCUGCCCUUGCCUAUCAAGAACUACAUGCUCAGAGCCACCUACAAAUGUGUACAGCUAUAAAAAACACUUCUUUCUGCAGUUCUCUUCCACCCCUUCCUAUUGAAUGCAGUGAACUAGAUGGAGAUACGAACUCCUUGCCUAUAAUCUUUGAAGAUCGGUAUUUAGAUUCAGUUACUGAAGAUAUGGAUGUACCCUGGUUGGUAGUUCAGAAUCUUCCAAGGUCAGAGUCCAAUAAACUGGAUAAAUUUGAAGCUGAAGAAGGUUUCGUAGCUGGAUUCACUAGCCCGGAAUUGAAAACAAGACCUGCAGGUGCCUCCAGCCUUUGGCAUUCAGAAAAUGAAAAGAUGCUAACAAAGUCUUUGAAAGGGAAAAAUGAAGAUGCAAAUAAACCCAAAGUUAAGGUUACUAAGCUCAUGAAAACAAUGAAACCUGAAAAUACGAAAAAAGUCGUGAAACAGAACUCUAAGGACUCUGUGGUCUUAGUAGGCUACAAAUGUUUGAAAAGUGCAGCACUGGAAGAUACCUCUAAAAGUCCAGAAGGCAGGCCUUCCUGCAAUACUAAUGAAGGGCUGGACCCUGCAGUAAGUGGAUUUCCUUGUGAUACAAAGCCUUGCACCCGGCAAAUAAGUCAAAGAGAAUUUGUGUGUUUGACAUCUGGAAGUGAGGAAAACACUGCUAAGAUUGAAGGUGUUCAACCAAGUCAGGGUAGCCCUGUGCACAGUGAAAACAUGGCUAUUUUUGGUAGACUUACCAUCUCCCAGGCAGGCCCUGGAACUGUGCAAGCAGACAGUGCUCUACAACCCAGAGAUACACCUGAAGGUUGUCAUGGAGUUCAGCCAGCUUCCUUGGGAGUUAGGACAAUUGAGGUCAAACCAAGUAGUAAGAAUCCUUAUGAAGGGGAGAAAGUAACUGUUCAUAUUGGAUCAUGGGCUGAGUUUCCACAAGAUGGAGUGCAAGGAGAGAAUCUGCAGACACCCAAUAUUCAAGCUUCAGAAUCUGGAAACAAGUUGCAUUCAGGAGAACCAAUGCUUGAAAAGGAAGAUGUCCAUGAAAAAAACUUCCAACACACCAGUGAUAUGUUAACAAAAGUAAAAAAUAAUCAGCCUAGUUUAUCUACAAAAGAAAGCCUGCUUUCUGUAAGCGGAGACGUCACUAAAUUACCAGACGUUAAUGUGACGUGCGCCUCUUCUAGGUUUUCAGAUUCUGGCAUAGAAAGUGAACCGAGUUCUUUUGCAACUCUCCCCAACCCUGAUCAGGUUUUUGAAAAUGUUCAAGGGCAAAGUGCAUGCAAUGCUGAGAGAUUAUUUCCUCAGCUCUUACUGAAACCAGACUAUGCUAUAAAAAAUGCAUUGGAAAGCCAUUGUACUGAGAGUACUAGUGCUGUAAGUGAAAUACAAUCAUCCUUGACAUCUAUAAAUUCUCUGCCUUCAGAUGAUGAUGAACUGUCACCUGAUGAAAAUUCAAAAAUAACUAUAGUACCUGAAUGCCAGCUAAGUGACAGUAAAACUGUACUGGAUCUUGGAGCAACUGAUUUGCCAAAAUGUGAUGAUAGUAAAAAAUCAAAUACCAAUCUGCAGCAACACUGUGUUGUAUUUUCAGGGCAUUCAGAUAAAGAAACUAUGUCCAUACAUUCCUCACUCUCAGGAACAAAAGAACUUUUACACUUAGUUGUUUCAGAUGAGGUUACAUCUUCUGAUGUGAAAAGCAGCAGCUCACAGGCAGACCUUGGCACAACCUGUACGGACUCUCAGGUCCUAGAAAGAUAUCGUAACACUACAGAAGACACAGCUAAAUUGCAUUUAGAAAUUACUUGCUUGGAUGAGCCAUCUGUUCUUUCAGGUUCUUCAUCUGUACAUGCAGGGUAUGAGGUUGAAAAACCAAAUGAAGGAAAAUAUAACGAGCCUUUAGAACUAAAGGAGGCAGUGGAAGAACUGUCAGCAGCUAAAAGUGACACUGGUACUGAUAAUCCUUCUCCAACAAGUAGUACUGAUAUAGUAAAGCAGGGGCUUGUAGAAAACUAUUUUGGCUCUCGAAGCAGCACAGAUAUUUCAGAUAUUUGGCCUAUGGACAACAGCAAUCCCGUUAGCCCUCAAAAAGAAACAUAUGAAAAACAAAUUAUUUGCUCUUCCCAACAAGAUGAUGAAGAAGAGGAGGAUCAAGAAAUGAUUGAAAAUGGGUAUUACGAAGAAACAGACUAUGGUAUAUUAGAUGGAGCUUCUGGUGCUGACCAAGAUCCUGAUUUAGCAGAAGAAAGAGCCCUGAGGUCUGAAAGGCUUGAUAGUGGGCAUCUGCGUGAUGGAAUGACUGUGCCUCCCGUCUGUACUCCUGGUUGUCUGUCUUUUCCUUCUUCUCUGAGAGACUCUCCUUGCAAUGUUAUCUGUUCUUCAAGGAACAAAUCUGAUGCAAUUACACAGCAGCCAGGCAGCACAUCUUACAGCUCAGCUUCUCCUGUUUCCUGGUAUGAAAGCUCCCCAAAGCCUCAAAUGCUGGCUUUCCUCCAGGCUAAGGAAGAACUGAAGCAACUGAAACUUCCUGGAUUUAUGUACAGUGAUGUUUUCAAACUGGCCUCUUCAAUACCUUACUUCAGUAUGGAAGAAGAUGACUGUUCAGAAGAAGGAAUACAUCUUAUAGUCUGCGUCCAUGGCCUAGAUGGUAACAGUGCAGAUUUAAGAUUAGUGAAGACUUACAUUGAGCUGGGGCUGCCUGGAGGGAGAAUAGACUUUCUUAUGUCCGAAAGAAAUCAGAACGAUACCUUUGCUGAUUUUGAUUCCAUGACAGAUCGCCUUUUAGAUGAAAUUAUACAGUAUAUACAGAUUUAUAAUCUAACCCUUUCAAAAAUCAGCUUUAUUGGCCAUUCACUGGGUAAUUUAAUAAUUCGUUCAGUGCUCACAAGACCUCGAUUUAAAUAUUACCUCAACAAGCUUCAUACCUUCUUGUCUCUGUCUGGACCACACCUUGGUACUCUCUACAACAGCAGUGCUCUUGUGAAUACAGGACUGUGGUUUAUGCAGAAAUGGAAGAAGUCUGGGUCUCUGCUGCAGUUGACGUGUCGAGACCAUUCGGAUCCACGACAGACAUUCUUAUACAAGCUUAGUAAAAAAGCAGGUCUUCAUUACUUCAAAAACAUUGUCUUAGUUGGAUCUCUACAGGAUCGUUACGUUCCUUAUCACUCUGCUCGCAUUGAGAUGUGUAAAACAGCUUUAAAGGAUAAACAAUCAGGACCAAUUUAUGCUGAAAUGAUCCAGAACCUGCUUCUGCCAGUUCUUCAAAAUAAGGAAUGUAAUUUGGUUCGUUACAACGUAAUUAACGCAUUGCCCAAUACAGCAGAUUCUCUCAUAGGGAGAGCUGCACACAUUGCUGUUCUUGAUUCAGAAAUAUUUUUAGAAAAAUUCUUCCUUGUUGCUGCCCUGAAGUACUUUCAGUAGAGAAGAGCAUCGUAAGAGACUUGGUUAUUACCUCAUUAACAGAUGAAUCAAAUAAUGUGUGAUAUUAAAGUAUAGCUGCAGCUGUAUUUUAAGAGAUAUUUAUACUUUUUAUAUGGAAGAUAAUUUAUAUCAUCCACACUUAGGGCUUUUUAACAUCAACUUUUACUUUCUAGGUAAUGUGGCUGUGCAAUAUUUUUUUAUUUUGUUCUUUUUACUUUUCUAUUACUUUUUCUUAAUUUGGGGUACCUAAUUAUUUGGAGAUUAAAGCACAGUGUGUACUCUGUUUGGUUUCUUACUGGCUUUUAAGACUACAGAAGUCAACAUUACUUGGCUACAUUUUACAAGACGCUUUAGAUGCCAGAAUUAAUUGGCUUUAAAGGUUCUAAGGUAUUACACAUGCAAUUGUUGUAUUUUAGCACUGUAGGAAGUUUAACUGGAAACAAAACUUGCUGCUAAAAUACUGGAUAUUUGAAAACAACUGUAUCUGUGAGUCUCACAAAGACCCUUCCCGAGUUGUCUGUUCGGACAUCACAGCAUCUUAACCAUUUUCUACAAAGUCAUUAUCAGCAUUAGUAAAUAUGUUAUGCCUGUGGGAGUAUAUUUUCUACUGAUCUCAAAAACACCUUAGUUUACAUAUUCAAUUUUAUUACUGGAACUUUAGUUUUCAGAAGCAAAUGGCAACUAAGGAUUUUUGAAUGUUUAAUGAUAGCUGCCUUCAAAUAAUUGGGGUUUUGCAAACCGUAUUAAAAUUGCUCCUUACUCUGUCAGCUCCUCAGACGAACGCGGACUGUUUUACAUGGACUUCCUCGUAUGUACGUGAAAGAAGUAAAUGUUACAAACUUCUGCAAUACUUUUAUGAAUUUAUUCAAUUUUUAAAUAUUGUUCAAAUGUUUUAUUGACUACAAAGUAUUGUAAAUAGAAAUCGAUACAUCUUCAAAUGGGACGAUAUUGUAAACUUUACCUGUUCAGUGAUGCAGAUAAAAUGUUUUUGAUAUACAGGAAUGUUAAAGGUCUAUUGACUUUCUACUGGUGCUGAAUAGCAUUGAGUUCGGUUUCUCCUUCCUUCCCUUUUCUCUGUUUCAAACAAGAAUUCACUAAAGGUGGGGCAGAAAAGGGUUACAUGUGCAUUCACUAACUGUAAUGAACAUUUUUUGAGAAACACAAAUUUGUUGUAUAAUGCAUGUUUAUUUUUAGCAUUGUGUUAUUGCAUCUGGUGUUAAUAAAAUGAACAAAUGACUCUAAGGAAGCAAUUAAAGGAACUGAAAUCUUCUGCUAAUUACCAAAUCCCGGGGAGGCAUUUUUGUAUAUCAUUAAUACUUUUGUAUUAUUUGAAAUGAAUGUAGCAAUAAUAGUUUGUAAUGAAGUAAUUUUACAUUUUAUAUGGUUUGUUAAUGCAGUCUCUGUAAUAACAUGCUUUCUUCUCUGCAGCUUACAGAUUUCAGAUGAGCAUCUGCACUUUGGCAGUGUGUACACUUCAGAGUGCUUUCUUACAGAGUUGUUUUAGGCAAGUGCUUAUUACAGAAAGAUAUCUUAAAUACAUUCCCAUUCUAACAAUAUCUAUUUUUAUAUAUUUUUUAUAUUAUGGUGGUACUGCUAUGCUGUAAAUAUUUAAAUUACAUUGUGAUAUCUCAA
Messenger RNA from Meleagris gallopavo (turkey), 6719 nucleotides. The record is from RefSeq and is a predicted model, not a curated record. Lineage: Eukaryota; Metazoa; Chordata; Aves; Galliformes; Phasianidae.